Messenger RNA from Grosmannia clavigera kw1407, 453 nucleotides. Its product is annotated as 40S ribosomal protein s14. The transcript is spliced from 4 exons. Lineage: Eukaryota; Fungi; Ascomycota; Sordariomycetes; Ophiostomatales; Ophiostomataceae. Gene Ontology annotation, cellular component: cytosolic small ribosomal subunit; ribosome. The record is from RefSeq and is a predicted model, not a curated record. Gene Ontology annotation, molecular function: mRNA 5'-UTR binding; small ribosomal subunit rRNA binding; structural constituent of ribosome. Gene Ontology annotation, biological process: ribosomal small subunit assembly; translation; maturation of SSU-rRNA from tricistronic rRNA transcript (SSU-rRNA, 5.8S rRNA, LSU-rRNA). Bases 1 to 453 code for a protein of 150 amino acids.
AUGCCGCCGAAGAAGACUCAGAAGCCCGCCCAGGAGAACAUCUCCCUGGGCCCCCAGAUUCGUGAAGGCGAGCUUGUUUUCGGCGUCGCCCGUAUCUUCGCCUCGUUCAACGAUACCUUCGUGCACGUCACCGAUCUGAGCGGCCGCGAAACCAUCUGCCGUGUCACUGGCGGUAUGAAGGUCAAGGCUGAUCGCGACGAGUCCUCCCCGUACGCCGCUAUGCUGGCUGCUCAGGAUGUUGCGGCUCGGUGCAAGGAGCUGGGCAUCACUGCCCUCCACAUCAAGAUCCGUGCCACUGGAGGCAACGGCACCAAGACUCCUGGCCCCGGUGCCCAGUCGGCACUCCGCGCCUUGGCUCGGUCUGGCAUGAAGAUUGGCCGUAUCGAGGAUGUGACGCCGACGCCGUCUGACUCCACUCGUCGCAAGGGUGGUCGCCGUGGUCGUCGUCUGUGA